Messenger RNA from Talaromyces amestolkiae, 3132 nucleotides. RefSeq lists its product as uncharacterized. Bases 1 to 3132 code for a protein of 1043 amino acids. The transcript has 2 exons. The record is from RefSeq and is a predicted model, not a curated record. Gene Ontology annotation, molecular function: monoacylglycerol lipase activity. Lineage: Eukaryota; Fungi; Ascomycota; Eurotiomycetes; Eurotiales; Trichocomaceae.
AUGCUCAUCACCCCGCGAACGUAUCAGCUCUCCCAGGAAGAUACAGAUCGAUGGAACCGAGCCUCAGAUAACGUCCACCUCUCACCUCGAUUCCAUACUUUGAUCGGUUGGCGCGCUGAUAAAGCUGAAGCUUUCCGGGCUUAUAAAAUGCUGUUGGUGCAUCAGUCGGGCUAUGUGCGCGUUGGGGAGGUUGUGAGAUACACAUUGACGUACACGCCAUCGCUGGACCAGAUACUUCCGACGCCAACGGAGCUUCAUGUAAAAGUGAAGAAUACCUCUGCUAUUCCGCUACGAGCCGCGUACCUCCAUGGACCCUACACACUUUAUACAGCAUGCUAUCCGUCUGAAUUCAAUCCUAAUCAGCAUUAUCAUGACAGCGAGACAAAGGGCAUUCCUCAGUACGAGCCGUAUCUUAAGGCCGGUGGAAGCUGGACAGCGAAGAUCCCCGUGCCUGAAGAGACGCGGCUUACCGUCCCCGGGGCUAGACAUGGCAACCACAGCGGCAGCAACCUGGGCUCAGAAAGCGAUGACGAACCAGGACGAAAGAGCAUAACAUGGAUCAUUGAGAUUACGUCGCAGGUGAUAUUCUCUAGCUCAGCGGCAGUUCAUUUCGAGUUGUUAGUCGGUCGUGACCAGAAAUCACUCGAGUUUGGCAUUAAUGGCUCCUUAACGUCUUCCGGCGUGCCUCCACCAGCCCAUAUCAAUGAGCAUCAGAUUUUGCGCAAGGGGGGAAAUAGCGAUGCUCCGAUUAUUGCGACAAAGGGCGUGUUUUCGAAAUCGGUUAGGCUGGUAUUUGAUGAUAUCAAGAGUCUGUGGAAUAGUCCCGAGUGCUCCGCGUUCAAAGAGCGCGAGGAAAUCAAUUCGAAGCUGGUUGCGCUAUCGAAUCAACCACGCAGCCAUCAUGUAGUCCACGCAACAAGUCUUUCGCCUCAACUUGAACGCAAUGCUUCCAUUAAAAAGAAGAGACGAAUUCAUCUUGUUGUGUUGACUCAUGGAUUACACAGUAACCUUGGGGCCGACAUGUUAUAUCUCAAAGAAAGCAUUGAUGCCGCUGCCGAAGAGGCUAGGAAGGCGAAAAAAGACUCUACAAGUCAAUCGAGUACAGAAGAUGAGGUGGAGGGCAGCGAAGAGCAAGAUGAGGAAGUUAUUGUCCGAGGAUUUCCGGGUAAUGUUACGCGCACAGAGCGUGGAAUACAAUAUCUUGGGAAACGGCUCGCCAAGUACAUCCUUCUCACGACAUAUCCGGAUCAACCAUACCUACCAACCAAGAAGAAAAAGCAAAAGGGCAAUGCGAGUGCUAGCUCAGGCGUUCCGAUAGAUUACGACCCUUGGGAUAGACAUCCGUCCGAUUGUCAGGUCACCAGCAUCAGCUUUAUUGGACAUUCGCUCGGGGGCCUUAUACAGACAUAUGCGAUUGCUUAUAUUCAAAAACACUCCCCUGAAUUCUUUGAACGGAUCAAACCCAUUAACUUUGUCGCCCUUGCUACACCUUUUCUCGGACUCAGCAACGAGAACCCCGUCUACGUACGUUUUGCGCUAGAUUUGGGGUUAGUCGGGAAGACUGGACAGGAUCUUGGUCUAAGUUGGAUGUCUCCUAGAGUUCGAAGCAGAUGGGAUGCCAUCAUUAGCAAGUUUGCAGGCAAUUCGGGCCCAUCGCAACAAGAGCAAGCACCGGCUUCCAAGCCAUUGUUGCGGAUAUUGCCUGCUGGCCCGGCUCAUCAAGUUCUACAGCGCUUCAGAAACCGCACAGUUUACUCGAAUGUGGUGAAUGACGGUAUCGUGCCAUUACGGACUUCGUGCUUGCUCUUCCUUGAUUGGAGGGGCCUCGAUCGAGUUCAAAAGGCGCGAAGAGGAAAUGGUCUUGUUGGCACCAUGGCAGAAUGGGGGUGGGCCGAACUCACGGGAGCCAAUUCGGUUUCGCCAGCUGCACAGGAUCAUCAGCAUCACCGUUCCCAAUCCAAUAUACCUGCAGUUGAUGAGAUACAAGCUCAUUACCACGCCGCCGGAGUUUCAACGCUGAGCUCGCAUGGUCAAGCUAGUCCCGGUCUACUUCCAUUACCAUCACCGACGCCAGGCCAAAUCCUCGAAGAAGGCCUGAUCCAAGCAGAACCGGAGCCAAUGUCGCCUGUGAGUACAGGUUCGAAUUCUAAAGAGCAUCAUCCACCUUCACCCAGUCCAUUCAACAAUCUCUUUGGAAUGUUCCAAUCGAAACAAUCCAGAAGCUCGUCUUCUAGCAAAAAGAGCACUAAGAUCAUCCGACAGAGCCAAACACUUGCGCCUUCUGGCGAAUCUACGGAUAACAUGAACUCUGUAGAGUCGUAUCCCCCAAUCGUCCGGGGCAACUCCCUCUACGAAGACGAAGAUCUCAGUGCUCCUCCCCGAACCACCAUCUUCGAGUCUGCCGGUGACGUGCUUAGACCCCCUUUGCCCCCAGCAGAGUUUAUCACAGACCCAACAUCAAGGCCACGGACUAUUUUCCAUGAUCGUAUAUAUCACCCAGAGGAUAUACCACCUCCCAUGCUCAAGAAGCGAGGCACAAUAUUCAGCGGCUCGCGUAGUUCGAACAAUGACACAGACGUCGAUAUCGACCAAGUAGCUGCUCAGGGAUACAAAGGAAGCGGUUUGCGGGUUGAAGAAAAAAUCGCGCGAGCGUAUCACCAGGGACUUUCAUGGCGGAAAGUCCUUGUACGAAUGGAGCCCGACGCUCACAACAACAUUAUCGUCCGACGCAUGUUCGCUAACGCUUACGGCUGGCCCGUCGUCAAACAUAUGGUCGACAACCAUUUCGGCAAUACUUAUUCCGCCCGAACAGAAGAUGCACUAGAAUCCAACCGCGAAAGAGCAAAACCUCUCGAUGUCAGAGUGACAGAUUCGGGCGAGGAGACGUUUGGUCAAUCUCCUCGACAGCAACAGCUACCAUUCCGCCAUUAUGCCAGUCUGCCUCCGGACAUUGAGGGACAGGGACAUUCGUCAGAGGUCUCUGAAAAUGAUGGUGCAGCAACACGCCUUGCUGAUGUAGGCAGACAAUCGAGUCGAAAGUCGACUGAUUCCGCGAAAUGGACUGAUCGCUACUUUUCAGGAGGGGAUUCUGCGUCCGAGGGACAAAGCGAUCAUGAAGAGCAGUUGGGCUAG